UAAUUUGGAUGUAUCUGCAGUUGUUUGUAGUUCGUAUUCCCUCCACUGGGGGGCGAUUACGCACAGCUUUGCGCACAGCCAAAACAUUACAGAAGAAGACUGUGCCUCCAUGCCACUCGCCAUCCAUUUCCCGUUCCCUCUCAUCCAGUGACUGUAUCUUGUGUUUCGGGACACAUGGCCUUCGCUCUGCCGGUGUGGCUCGCCAUCCAGGAGGAGCUGCUCAGACACACGGACUCGGGCAGCGACACCCGGAGCUGCUUCGACGACCUGGACGAUGACGCUCUGUUCCAGAUGUUCCACCUCAGCAGACCCUGCAUCACCUUCAUCACAGAAACCGUCCAGAGCCGCAUGGAGACGCAGCCCCAGGAGAAACCGGAGCUGCCCCUGGACGCCAUGGUCAUGGUGGCGCUCAACUAUUACGCGCACGGCAUCUCCUCCGCCGCCGUGCUGCAGAGGGUCGGCCUGAGCCAGAUGGACCAAGCCGCCGCCGCCAUCGCCACGGUCUCCGUGCACAUCGCGGGCUUGUGCGACCAGUUCGUCUCGUUCCCGCUGGCCCGGGACGCCAAAGCCAACGUUGCCGUGAAGAUCAAGGAGCUGUGCGGGAUCCCCGACGUGCUGGGCAUCCUGGCCCCGGCGCACUUCAAGAUCCGAGCGUCCCCGUACGAGAGGAGCUCCUUCAGGUCCUUCGUCAACACCCUGGGCUACACGUCCGUGGUGAGCCAGAUCAUCUGCGACUCCGAGGGCAACGUCCUCAGCGUGGAGAGCUGCUGCGUGGGCAGCACCGGCGAGCAGGACAUGUGGGAGGCGUCGGACAAAGGGAGGGAGAUAGAGAAGGAGCUGCUGGGGCAGUUCUGGGUGAUCGGUGGAAGAGGAUACCAGUUAAGCAGAAAUGUCCUGCCUCCUCUGGCAGCCCCUGCGACUGACAGCGAGAAGCGCUUCAACGAGGCCCACGCAAAGAUCCUGGACGUCAUGCGGACAACACUCGGCUCCAUGAAGAGGCGCUUCAGGUGUCUGAUGCAGCUCGGCUUCGCGAAAGAAGCCACUUUGGAGAAAAAGUCCAACAUUAUCAAGACGUGCUGCGUCCUGCACAACAUCGCGAUGAAGUUCUCCGUCCCUCCCCCGCCUGCAACUGGUAAAAUUGAGCCCUUACACCAAGGCAGGCUGGUGACAUCUACAGCUGAGGUCAACGCAGAGGUCCUACAAGCUAGACAGAAAGUCAUCGAGAGUAGCUUUUCUUUAGCCUCCAGUGACCCGGACCCACCGGGGGACAACACCACAGAGGAGAACGAGUGAACAGAGCAGGUGAGACGUCGGCUCUAGGAAGCAGGACAAGAGCAUCGUGGACAUUCUGACACAUGAAGGACAAACACUGGAACCAAAACACGGCUCAUGUCGCUGGAGGUUCUCAGUCGGAGGCUCGUUGCUUACUGUUAUUCUAUAGUUCUAACACCAAUGUGUAAAUAUGACAACAUAUCGUUUUUUAAACACUCAGGUAUUUGUUCUUACAAAAUAUUUUAUUUCUUGUACAAACAGAUAUACACUAUUUUCUACCGACUUUUGUUA
This is a messenger RNA of Platichthys flesus (European flounder), 1563 nucleotides long. Its product is annotated as putative nuclease HARBI1. Lineage: Eukaryota; Metazoa; Chordata; Actinopteri; Pleuronectiformes; Pleuronectidae. The coding region runs from base 175 to 1293 and encodes 372 amino acids. The record is from RefSeq and is a predicted model, not a curated record. The transcript has 2 exons.